AUGGGCGGAGAAACACAUCUCAACAUGGCAUCCUCGACCGAAUACCCAAAGCUCGCCGCCCGUCCCGUCGGCAAGCAGAUCCAUAGCAUUUACCUCGAUCGUCUGAGGCAGUUCACCAGCGGCGGCCAGUACGCGAGCAAGGGGCUUCUGUCCAAGCUAUACGAAGUCCGCAAAUCCGGUAGCCCGCACGUCAAGCUUUCCGUCUACAGCCCGCCUGAUCUCUCGCGUCCGACCUUCGCCGAAGCCACAUCCCACGAGUUCCAGCCCACCCAUGUCAAAUCUUCCUUUGGUCCCAGCUGGUCGACACACUGGUUCCGUGUCCAGCUGACCAUUCCCUCGGACCUGCACGACAAGGAGCAUCUCGAGUUCCAUUGGGACGCGCAUAACGAGGGUCUCAUCUGGACGGAGGAUGGCAAGCCAGUACAUGGGUUGACGGGUAAUGGAGAGAGGACCGAAUGGAUACUGCCCGAUGAAUGGCGGGAUGGCAAAGAGCAUGUGUUCUAUGUCGAGAUGGCAUGCAAUGGCAUGUUUGGCAACGCACCUGGCGGAGACUCGAUCCAGCCACCCAAGCCGGACAAGUACUUUGAGCUGUCCACGGCAGAUAUAGUGGCCGUCAACCUUCAGGCGCGCCAGCUAUAUAUUGAUUUUUGGAUAAUUGGAGAUGCUGCACGGGAAUUCCCGCAGGAUGGCUGGGAAUCCCACCGUGCACUUCAGGUGUGCCUUGCAAUCAUGGACAAAUUUAUUGCUGGGAACGGCAGCAAGGAGUCGAUCGUCGAGUGCCGUCGUAUUGCACGCGAGUAUCUCGGUGACCAUGUAGACUCGGCGGCGGUCUAUGACAGCGACAAGGAAGCUAUAGUCAGCGCAAUUGGCCACUGCCAUAUUGAUACCUGUUGGCUGUGGCCGUGGGCGGAGACAAAGCGUAAAGUCGCCCGUUCCUGGUCCAACCAAUGCGAUUUGAUGGACCGCUAUCCAGAGCUACGCUUCUGCUGCUCGCAGGCCCAACAAUACAAAUGGCUAGAGCAAUACUACCCCUCUGUCUUUGACCGUGUCAAACAGAAGGUCAAGGAAGGCCGGUUCCAGCCCAUCGGUGGCAGUUGGGUCGAACACGACACCAACAUGCCUUCUGGCGAGUCCUUGGUUCGACAGUUCGUAUAUGGCCAGCGCUUCUUCGAAAGCAAAUUUGGACAGCGCUGCAAGACUUUCUGGUUGCCAGAUACCUUCGGCUACUCAACACAGUUACCACAGCUGUGCCGUCUCGCCGGCAUGAGUCGCUUCUUCACCCAAAAGCUUAGUUGGAACAACAUCAACAACUUCCCUCAUACUACCUUUAACUGGGUCGCGCUUGAUGGAAGCCAGGUUAUCUGUCACAUGGCGCCAUCCGAGACAUACACUGCCGAAGCGCACUUUGGCGAUGUCAAACGAAGUGUGACACAGCACAAGUCUCUGGACCAAGAUGAGACCUCACUUCUAGUCUUUGGCAAGGGUGACGGCGGCGGAGGACCUACCUGGGAGCACAUCGAAAAACUGCGGCGCGCCCGUGCCAUCAGCGACAAGGUUGGUCUACUUCCGCGCGUCAAGAUGGGCGACUCAGUCGACGACUUCUUCGCACGGCUUGAGAAGAAGGCAGAGAAAGGAACUGAGUAUGUGACGUGGUACGGCGAGUUGUAUUUCGAGUUGCACCGCGGCACAUACACAACGCAGGCGAACAACAAGCGCAAUAACCGCAAGAGCGAAGUUCUGUUGCAUGAUAUCGAAUGGCUGGCGACAUUGGCCAGUAUCAAGGAUCUAGUGAUCGGAGGGAAGAACUAUUACAAAUACCCAAAGAAGGAGGUUGACGAGAUGUGGGAAGCCGUUUUGCUGUGUCAAUUCCAUGACUGCUUGCCUGGCAGUUCGAUUGAGAUGUGCUACGAUGACUCGGAUGAGCUGUAUGCCAAGGUUUUUGCUACGGGAGAACAGCUGCUGGCUCAAGCCAGAGAGGCUCUAGGGUUUGACGAGAAGGCAGGCGAAUACUGCAGCCUGAACACGCUUCCCUGGGCGCGCUCGGAAAUAACUAGGUCGCCAGUGAAGUCUGAUCAACCGCAUUGGUGUCUCGCAGAGGCCACUGCCGAUACUUCGGAAGCGCGACCAAUGUCAUCUAUCAAGAAGGCGCCGACGGCCUCGAUCAGAGAGGUCGAUUCAGACGUCUACGAGCUCUCAAACGACAACUUCAAGGUCAAGAUCGCUAACGGUGUGAUAACCUCACUCUACGACAUUGUCGCCGAGCGUGAAGUCAUUCCUCAGGGCAGCAAGGCCGGCCAGCUCGUCGUCUUCGAUGACAAGCCGCUGUACUGGCAAGCCUGGGACGUGGAGGUGUAUCACCUCGACUCAAGGAAGGAGCUCAAGAACCAAAAGUCGUACAUCAGCGAGCGCGGCCCCCACCGGGUUGCAGUUGUGACGGAGACGCAGAUCAGCGAGAAGAGCUGGGCACGCACGACCAUCAGCCUGACAGCUGCUGUUGGCGACUCCGGUAGCUAUAUUGACUUGGAGAGCGAAGUCGAGUGGCGCGAAGACAUGAAGUUCCUCAAGGUUGAGUUCCCCGUCGACAUUGUCAACCAGGAGGCAAGCUAUGAGACGCAGUUCGGCAUCGUUAAGCGUCCCACGCACUACAACACGACGUGGGACAUGGCCAAGUUUGAGGUUUGCUGUCACAAGUGGGCCGACCUGAGCGAGAACGGUUAUGGCGUCUCGAUCCUCAAUGACUCGAAAUAUGGUUUCGCGACUUGCGGAAAUCUGAUGAGACUAAGCUUGCUGAGGGCGCCAAAGGCGCCAGAUGCGCACGCAGAUAUGGGCCGCCACCACAUCCGCUACGCCAUCCUUCCUCACCUCGGCCCUCUCGACCACCGCACCGUCCGCACCGCCCUCGCAUUCAACAACCCUCUCACGCUGCACCGGCACUCCGCACCCGCGACGCAGCUCGCACGGCUGCUGGGCGCGAUCCGACUCACGGGUUCGCCGGCCCUGGUCCUCGACACGCUCAAGCGCGGCGAGGACGACGCCGACGUGGCAUACGACAACCCGCUAACGGUCGGGAAGAACGGCCGCAGCCUCAUUUUGCGUGUAUACGAUGCGCUAGGUGGGCGGGCACGCGGGCGUAUCGAGUGGAACCCGGCGCUAUCAGUUCGCAGUGUUGAGAAGACGAAUCUAUUGGAGGACAAGGGCGAGGAGUUGGAACUCCGUGGGUGUGGUGUGGAGAUUGAAUUGAGGCCGUUUGAGGUCGCGACUUUCCGGGCGCGGUUGUGA
Messenger RNA from Aplosporella prunicola CBS 121167, 3279 nucleotides. RefSeq names its product glycoside hydrolase family 38 protein. Lineage: Eukaryota; Fungi; Ascomycota; Dothideomycetes; Botryosphaeriales; Aplosporellaceae. The coding region runs from base 1 to 3279 and encodes 1092 amino acids. The record is from RefSeq and is a predicted model, not a curated record. The transcript is spliced from 5 exons. Gene Ontology annotation, biological process: oligosaccharide catabolic process; mannose metabolic process. Gene Ontology annotation, molecular function: carbohydrate binding; alpha-mannosidase activity. Gene Ontology annotation, cellular component: fungal-type vacuole membrane.